AUGAUUUACUCUCAGAGAACUCAGGAUGACUCGGAGGUUGUGGUGCCUGCGGCUGGCGAGACAUUUGUAGCCGAGGACGGAACCGUUUCUGUUGUUCUCGCAGACACCGUUGAUGCCGACUAUGAGCCCACGCAGGAUGAGAUUGAGGACUUUGCCGAGUGGAUGGGAAUGCAGCUGCCAGAAGACAAGGAAUUUUUAUAUAUAGCACGUGAGGGGCUGAAGGCACCGUUGCCGAAGAACUGGAGGCCAUGCCGCACAAACGAGGAUGAUAUUUACUACUUCAACUUUAGGACGGGCGAAAGCACGUGGAAUCACCCGAUGGAUGACUUUUUUCGCCAGAAGUUUCUCAAAAUGAAGGAGGAAAAAAAGAGCUCGACAGUUGCCACGCCCGUGGUAAAAAAGCAUGCUGCUCUUCCUACAACCACCACGGGCGGUGUUCCGACUCUGGGGAAUAGCGGUGGCGGUGGUGGCCCGGUUUCCAUCCUGAAGAAACCCCCGUCGGAUCUGAUUGGAGGCAUGCCCGGCACCGCGACGCAUGCUUUCGUCCCUGCAUUGGGCGCCUCACGGCCAAUGGUGGGCAGCAGCACGACUUCUGUACGAGACCGUGUGGCUGUCGAUACCCUUAAACCGGGGACAACAGCCGUGACGAGUUUUCAGAGUGGAGGCGAACGGCGAAUUGUUUCCGAGGCUGAAAAAAAUCUCGAGGAGAAACUUCGCCUGGAACGUGAGGCGUCAUUCAAGGCGGAUGAGGAAAAGGCAGAGAUUGCACAGGAGGCACGCCUGCAAGAGAUGCUUCGUACCCACGCAGCGGAGGUUGAAAAGCUUCAAAAGGAGCUGGAGGCGAGGCGGGCGGCAAUAGAGAGUCAAGCCGUGGUUGACGAGUGGGGCCCCGCUGGGAAGGAGCGGGAGGCGCUGGAGAAAAGGUGGAGGACGAGUAUUGACCAGGCACUGAAGGACGAGGAGGAACUUCAGCGGCAGCUGUUGGAGUUGAGGGAGCGUCAUGGGCAGCGCUUGUCCAGUGAGGUGGCGCGGGUGGAGGCCACCGUGAGGGAGCAGCACCAGCGGGAGGAGAAGCAGAUGGAGGGAGAGAGCCUUGCCUCACUGAAGAGGUUAGAGGAUGAAGUUUCUGCAGAGUUUCUGAAGAAAAAGGCCGAGUUGCAGCAAAAGUCUUUGGCAGACGUGCAGCGGCUGAAGGAGGCUGCGGAGAAGCAUCACCGGGCGGAAGUGGCGGCGAUGCGGGAGAACCAUGCAGAUCGAGAGAAGAAAGUCACGGAGAGUGAAAAAAAAAUUGCUUCGAUCCGUGCGAAGGAAAGGGAGUCUGUUGCCACCAUUGAACUGAAAUCAAAAAACGAGCAGGCGGCGUUUCGGGCAUCGAUGGAGGCAAAACUCGGCCGCAUGCGCAAAGAGAUGUGUGAGCUUGAGGGUGCUUUUCCGGUUACGCUGGGCAAUGCAUACACGCCGCCGGUGGAUGAUGCCCUGGAUGCAGUGCGUCAACGUUGGCAAGAGGAGGAGCGAAAAUGCAUGCAUACUCUUGCGGAGGAACGACGGAAGAAACUUGGCUCGAUAGAGCGACCUCAGUCAUUGUCUUCUUAUUCCCCAACGACAUCAUCGACCUCUUCUGUUCCCACUACAGCUUCUUCUACCACAGUUUGUGCAGGCGAAGCUGGUGAGGAGCUCCGCGCCGCGAAUGACGUGGUGUUGGCGGAGAAGGAAAAAUCUCUGCAGGAGACGGAGAAACUUCUUCGCGCAAUGCUCGAGGAAGAAUUGCUGCACAAGGAUGCUCCAGCGGAGGUGCAGAUUGCGGAGGCAUUGAAGCAUGAUCUCAAUAUAUUUGUGCGAUCAACGGAGUUGUGUCGGCAGCUUGAGAGAGAGGACCUUGAGCGAAGAGGACAGGCGGCACUAGCAGAGCACAAAAGGGCGAGGGAACUCUACGAAAAGAAAGUGGUAGAGCAACGGGCAAAGAUGGAGGCGGAGUCUAGGGCAGAGAUGGAGGAGAUGAUGCGGGAGGUGGAGCAGAGGGAGGUUGAGAAUGCGCUGCAGGCUAUGACAGUGGAGCGGGAGGUUGCAGAAAGGAAACUUCAAAAGCGCUACGAGGAUGAACGUCGUCUGCUUCUUGCCGAGGUUGAUCAAGAGGCUUCGGCGUACGAGCGGAAGCAGCGGGGUGACAUUGUUGCACAAGAGGAAGCGAAGCUGAAGCAGAGGGAGGCUGAAAUGCACGCCGCGGAGGCGACAGAGGCGCCGGCGGAGGUGAGGCAGUCGGGCCAGCAGCCGGCAUCAGCACCAGCCACAAGUACGCUGGGGGUUUCGUUGGGAUUUUUGUAUCAGCGUUUGGAGUUUGUAGAAAAGACUUACGCCGAGAAGGAGGAAAAAUUACAGGCGGAAUUGAAUUCCAUCCAUGCGGACAUGAGGAGACUGAGGGGCACGUGCACUCCACAGCGGCUGAGACCACCGCCAGGGCAGGCAGACGGCAAUUUGAUGCCGGAUGUUUGCUUUACACCCGCCUUAGCGUUUAACAAGAAGGAAACACAACAUUCCUCACUCUUUGCCUCCGAGGCACUGCGUUUCUUGAGUGAACAGCAGAGAGAGUUGAGCGCGCGUCGGGGGGCUCUUUCCGCAGCCCGUGAAGAGUGGAAAAACAACUUUUUGAAUGCUAGCACCUGCGCGCGUUCUUUUCUUCCGUCAAGUAAGCCUUUUCCUAAGCUCACAGAGGGAGAUGCUUUGAACUCGAAGCUUUUCACACUCGUUGGCGUCUUGAGCGAGCGCCUCGAAGAUCUCACUGGCUGCAUUGCAAAAAUACAGGCCACAACGGGGAGUGCAACGCCGCAGCGACAUGAAGAGCAGCUCCGUCCCCAUUCUGGCCGCCUUCAUGCACGUGAAAAGAUUGCGGUCAACAAGACCCAUACAGGGAGCAACCAGAGGAAGGGAAGGAUUCCACGUGAGCCACACUCGCACGGAAGCCCGGCAAGGCAACAAGACGCAGUUGGCCUAUUGCAGAAAUGGAGUCAUGUUCUUCUUGAAUUUGCGACCCCUUCGUUAGAUCAGGAUGAGCUCACUACCUCCAUCCAACGCUUCGUGGUGGACCAAUGA
Molecule: messenger RNA, 3087 nt
Organism: Trypanosoma cruzi
Lineage: Eukaryota; Euglenozoa; Kinetoplastea; Trypanosomatida; Trypanosomatidae
Exons: 1
Coding region: 1-3087 (1028 amino acids)
Molecular function (GO): protein binding
Source: RefSeq, a predicted model, not a curated record